UUAAAAUAGCGUCGUCUGUUUUCAUCCCUUAUUGGGUUUCAAAGGGCUGGUUCAAGAGCUUAUAAAUAUGAUUCAUCUCCUCCUCAUCAUGGUCAGUCUCACAAGAGAAUCAACUUCAUAACAUCUUUCGAGAAGCAUCUUCGAAACACUUUACAAACAGCCAUCAUGGUUUUCACACUGUUGCAGAGGGUAAUUCUUGUUAUCUUUCUGCUUCCUCUUUGUACUGAAAGUGUGAAGGGUGAGACUGUGGAUAUUAACACUCUUGGCCGCAUUCACACCUUUUUUCAUGAGAAUUAUGAAAUAGGCCAGUAUGCAGUAGCCAUCAAUGUCCCAAAGGAGCAGUGUCAGGCGAAUUUCAGUCCCUCAAAGAAAAACUUUCUGAAAGAUGACAAAGGAGAAAAUGUGAAAAACAUUAUAAAAAAUGAUAUAAAUCCUGUCUACAAAGGCACAGAGCUCAUUGCUGCAGGGGUUCAGAGGAAUCCAUACACUGCUCAUUCAGAGUUUCUACUUUUGAGUUCCCCUUUGACAUAUUUAUUGAAUAAGGGAAAGGACAGAUGUGUUGUUUUCUACACCUUAAACUCUCCCUGUAUUAACACCUGUCUCAGUGGAAAGUACAACAUUAAACCAGGUGUUGAUAAAUUACAAAGUUACCAGGGAAUGAAAGCCUUUGUUUUCACAAAUAUCUGGACACAUGACCAGGACAGAAAAAAGGUCCUGAAAGAAAAACUGAAGCUGAUUGCUGAUAGCGUUCCACUUUUCCGCUGCAAGAACAAGAGGAGUUGUGUGCUUUGUGGAAAACCAGGGUCAAAGGAAAUAAAUGAGAUGUGCUUGAAUAAUGAAAACAAAGUUUAGUUCUGCCUUGCUCAGUCAGUUGUGUUGAGUUGUUUUCCAGCGAUUCUACUUUAGUUUGGCUAAUGUGUUAAUGAGCUGCUUUUUUUUUUUUUAGAUUAACCUGUGUGUGUGUGUGUGUGGCUUCAAGAGAGCAAACAUACACCUGUGUUGUAUUUCAUUUCUUUAAUUCUUAUAAAUGUCUUAUAUAUUUCUUAAUUUCUUUAUGUAUCAUUUUAUAUACUUUUCAUUCUCAUAUCUUUAAUAAUACUUUUAUGUUAAUUUACUGUUUAAUCUUAUGCUAUGUACUGUAUCGUGUUCACAAGUUAGAGGUAAAGAGUGGUCUCCAUUUCAAGGUUUUCAACGUCAUGGGACAAUGUUGUGAAUAAAUAAUUUUCCUUUGUCUUUGCUUGGUAUAAUAACACUUGUUGAACUUGUGCUGGUCAGAUGAAGUCAGACUGCGCAUCAGGGCUGUAUCCACAUUAUACUUUGUGGGGUAGUUCAUUUAUAAAUGUAAAAUGAAGAUGCGAUAUGCCAGACCCAACAAUGCAAAAGAGCUGAAGGCCACUAUCAGAGCAACCUGGGCUCUCAUAACACCCGAGCAGUGCCACAGACUGAUCGACUCCAUGCCACGCCGCAUUGCUGCAGUAAUUCAGGCAAAAGGAGCCCCAACUAAGUAUUGAGUGCUGUACAUGCUCAUACUUCUCAUGUUCAUACUUUUCAGUUGGCCAAGAUUUCUAAAAAUCCUUUCUUUGUAUUGGUCUUAAGUAAUAUUCUAAUUUUCUGAGAUACUGAAUUUGGGAUUUUCCUUAGUUGUCAGUUAUAAUCAUCAAAAUUAAAAGAAAUAAACAUUUGAAA
Molecule: messenger RNA, 1686 nt
Organism: Myxocyprinus asiaticus (Chinese sucker)
Lineage: Eukaryota; Metazoa; Chordata; Actinopteri; Cypriniformes; Catostomidae
Exons: 3
Coding region: 166-852 (228 amino acids)
Source: RefSeq, a predicted model, not a curated record